AUGAACCACAUCUGAAAGGCUAAAGAGGGAAGUGUAAUUCAUAAAACCACCAAGAAGAGGCCCAGAGGAGGUUGUAAAAGCAGAAGUGGAGAAUUCAGACAUGCCCAGAGGCCUCGGCUGCCUGGCGAGCCCUGAGGGGGCAGAAGGCCGGUAUGAAACCCCCCCAGCUUCAGAGCUUCAGAGACUGAUGUGGACAAAAAAAGGGACCAGUAACCAUCUGGAUGAGGUUCAUCCCGGGAUCUACAUCGGAGACAUGUACGCAGCCAAAGACAAAAGGACUCUCCAGGCUCAUCGCAUCACCCACGUGCUUAAUGCAGCUGAUGGGAAGUUCAAUGUGAACACAGGGCCCAGCUUCUACCGAGACACCGCCAUCACUUAUCAUGGAGUCGAAGCUUUUGACAUGCCAUCCUUUGACUUGAGUCCCUUCUUUUACCCAGCGGCCAAUUUCAUCAAGAGCGCUUUGAGCUCUCCCACAGGUAAAGUCUUCGUCCACUGUGCAAUGGGCCUCAGCCGCUCAUCCACCUUGGUUCUGGCUUACCUGAUGAUCCAUGAGAACAUGACUCUGGUGGACGCCAUCAAAGCUGUGGGCGCCAACAGGAACAUUUCUCCCAAUAACGGGUUCUUGGAGCAGCUCCGAGCACUGGACACAAAGCUCCACUGCCAGGGAUUAUCCAGGAGCUUCAACGGGCGGACAGCUGCAGCUCGGGAUAAAACCCUGUUAGCGAAACUGGAAAUAACACACGUGGUGAAUGCUGCAGAUGGCCCCCAGCACAUUGACACCGGGCCAGGUUUCUACGCAGACGCCAGCAUACUGUAUCACGGAGUAGAAGCACCAGACUGGAAGGUGCUCGUCCACUGCGCUCGGGGAAUCAGCCGCUCGGCAGCUCUUACGCUGGCCUUCCUCAUGAUCAAAGAAAGGCUCACACUGGUGGAGGCUGUGGAGGUUGUGUGCCGGCACAGAAACAUCCUCCCAAAUGUUGGAUUUCUGAACCAGCUCCGUGAGCUGGACUCAUCCCUAUUCACAACUAAAACCUUACCAUGUUCUGCCUUCAAGGGCUGCUUCACAACCAGCUGCCAGAAUGAUGAAAACCAAAUUCCCGGGAAGAAAAACGAAGGACUUCAAUCUCCGGCAAAUAAAUCAUGUGUGAGAGGAAGCCACGGUGAGAAAAUGGCUUCUCGCGAGUCGAAGACUGGCACAAAGAUAAAUGUUACUCGGGCAGCUGAGGAAUCCAGUCCAGUGGAUGAUUAUUCCACACCUGGGGGCUAUGAGUUGGAGAAAAUCCUCAACCGAGGGAGUGUGGCUUACACUCAUGUCAACGAGGUUUGGCCUAAUGUCUUUAUUGGCGAUGAGGACACUGCAAAGGACAAGUACACACUGAAGAAGCUGGGAAUUACGCACAUCCUGAAUGCAGCAGAGGGGACGUGGAACAACGUGGACACUGGAGCUGGCUACUACAGUGACAUGGACAUUGUAUACUACGGUGUAGUAGCAGAAGACGUCGCAACCUUUGACCUCAGUCAGUAUUUCUUCUCCGCUGCCCAGUUUAUUGAGAAGACACUGAGCAAUCCUCAGAAUAAACUGCUGGUGCACUGCGUGAUGGGAAGGAGUCGGUCCGCCACACUUUUCCUCGCCUAUCUCAUGAUCUGUGAGAACAUGACUGUGGUCGACGCCAUAGAGCACGUAAAAAAACGCAGGCGUAUCAUCCCUAACUGGGGCUUUUUGAAGCAGCUGCGAGAGCUGGAUCAGCACCUCUUGGAGAAAAGGGGGGAAUCUGCAGGGGAAAGCUGAUUGUGUGGCUGAUCAGUCUGAGACUAAAGUCAGCGGAGACUAAGUCAAAUCCCAGCCAUUAAGACUUCGUCAUGCUAGGAGUUACAGCCAUGUGAAAAAAAUAAAGUCCUAUUAAAACUAA
Messenger RNA from Pundamilia nyererei, 1910 nucleotides. RefSeq lists its product as uncharacterized. Gene Ontology annotation, biological process: negative regulation of MAPK cascade; protein dephosphorylation. Gene Ontology annotation, molecular function: MAP kinase phosphatase activity; protein tyrosine/serine/threonine phosphatase activity. The record is from RefSeq and is a predicted model, not a curated record. Lineage: Eukaryota; Metazoa; Chordata; Actinopteri; Cichliformes; Cichlidae. The transcript is spliced from 10 exons. Gene Ontology annotation, cellular component: cytoplasm. The coding region runs from base 101 to 1789 and encodes 562 amino acids.